AUGGUCGGCGUGCCUCGUAGCAGUGGCUGUCGCCUUUGUGUAAAGCGCCGGGUCAAAUGUGAUGAGCGGGUUCCAGGGUGUGCCAAGUGUGAGACAUAUGGGCAACCAUGUCCUGGGUAUGACAAGGGCUUCAAAUUUAUCGUUGGGAAGCCUUACCGAACUCGGCGGCGGCCCCCUGGCAUUGACGAUGCGAGACCCAAUGCGAGUCCAAGCUCAUCUAGCUCAAGCCCCACCAUGAGGGAGUCCAGACCAGACACCCAAUUGUUGGUCCAAAGAGAGAUCCCGCCUACUUUGGUCUCAGUUGAUGUGAAUGUCUUACAGAGCCUGGGAGCUCUUAUUGAGGAUUUCUCGUCACCCCGUGUUUUGAACGCUCCCAACUAUGUGAUGGCCGGCUGGUUUGAAUUCCUUCCGUCCAUUUAUGGCCAGAGCCGAGCUUUGGAUGCCACAAUCAAAUCGUUUGUAGCGCAUCAUUUUGGCCGGGGCUUUCAGAACCAGGAAAUGGUUAUUUAUGCUCGAUUCGCUUAUGGAGAAGCAUUGCAUUGGCUCCGCAAGGCUCUGAUGAACCCUUCAGAAUCCCUUUCUUCCAAUAUCUUCUGCGCCGUUGUGUUGCUGUGCAUGUAUGAGCUCUUUACGGAUACUGAAGAUCCGGAGUCUUGGAUGAAACACGCAAAGGGAUUGGGUCAACUAGUCAAGGCUCGAGGGCCGGAACGUUACUGCAACCAGCUUGAUAUCUCCUUGUUGAAGUCUGCACGUGGCCUGAUAGGCCGUAGCGCUGGUUACAUGAUUCAAUCGCGUGUCCUGACCACUGAACAGGUCAUGCACUCGAUGUUCGCCGGCGAAGAUUGCUUUUUGGCCUCUGAUGAAUGGCAUCGUAUGAUGAAGCAGCAACACCUGGCCACGUUGCCUUUAGAUUAUCACAACUGCAUCGAGGAAUUUUUUGCGCACUUCACUCAUUCUCCACGAAUUGUGCACAAUCUUUAUCGUCUGAGAGAAAUGGACUACACAGAUCCUGAGGUACUACAGAAUAUCUCUCAGGCUCUCAUCCAAGUACUGGACAUGCAAAGCAAGAUGGCUUCCUGGUACGAAGAGUGGACUCAAAUCUCUUCUCCUCCGGUUGAAUCUCCCUCUAUGACGGGCGACCAUUUCUUCCCCAUUAUAUUGACCUACGCGGAUUUGAUCGAUGCAUCAAUUUAUUGUGGCUACUAUGCCUACAUGGUCAUUAUUCACGAAGCCUUAAGGGCAUUUGAACACCCAGGUCCCCAAGCGACCAUGGUUUCUUACUUUCGCGACCAAAUAUGCAAGUCGAUUGAAUACACUGCCUUUGGUGUACUAGGCCCUUAUCGAAUUGGGUUUCCUAUGCGGGUUGCGAUUGAGACUGCAGACGAUUUGACAAGGUCGUGGCUUCUAAGUCGCCUUCAAGAGUUUUCAAAGAUAUACGCCGCAGCUAAACCAGAAAAUUACAAACCAAUUACAUGA
Molecule: messenger RNA, 1476 nt
Organism: Penicillium longicatenatum
Lineage: Eukaryota; Fungi; Ascomycota; Eurotiomycetes; Eurotiales; Aspergillaceae
Product: Zn(II)2Cys6 transcription factor
Exons: 4
Coding region: 1-1476 (491 amino acids)
Biological process (GO): regulation of DNA-templated transcription
Molecular function (GO): zinc ion binding; DNA-binding transcription factor activity, RNA polymerase II-specific
Source: RefSeq, a predicted model, not a curated record